This is a messenger RNA of Chrysemys picta bellii (western painted turtle), 847 nucleotides long. It is a transcript of the gene SELENOH, whose product is annotated as selenoprotein H. The record is from RefSeq and is a predicted model, not a curated record. Gene Ontology annotation, cellular component: Golgi apparatus. NCBI's taxonomy places the organism in Eukaryota, Metazoa, Chordata, Testudines, Emydidae.
CUGGCUCAGCUGAGGCCUUUCCCCACUAUUAUUUCCCCCGGUUCCCCCUCGCUGUGGGGUCGAAUGGUUGGGAGCGGGGCACUUUCCUCUGCCUGGCUGGCCCGCGUGGCUGCGCGGAGGUUCAGCGUGGGGCCCUGGCUGUGGAGAAGGUGAGCACGAUGGCCCCCAAAGUGAGGAAGAGGAAGGCAAAGGAGCCUGAGGCAAAGGCUGUGAACUCUGAGGACGUGAAGGCGAACGCCGGUGUCGAUACACUGCCAAAGAGGUCACGGGGUGAGGGAAGUCGGGGCCCUGGACCCCGUGUGGUUAUUGAGCAUUGUAAGAGCUGACGAGUCUACGGGCGCAAUGCCGAUGCCGUGAGCCAGGCACUGCGCCGCACCGUCGCCAACGUGGUGGUGGAGAUCAACCCUGAGACACCGCGCAGGAACAGCUUUGAGGUGUCCCUGGUGAAGGAAGAUGGAAGAACGGUGGAGCUAUGGAGCGGCAUUAAGAAAGGGCCGCCUCGCAAGCUCAAGUUCCCUGAGCCAGAGAAGGUGGCUGACAUGCUGAAGAGCAGCUUGGUCUAACGCAGAGCUACACCGAGCCGGGGCUAGGACCCAUCCAUUCCUUGUGUGGACUGGAGCAUCCAUGAGGAGGCAUGAUGAAGUGGGGGAAGGGGCCAAUGGCCAAACCUCAGUCAUGUCUCUGAAGCUGCAGCUCUUCCCACUGGGAGUGGUGGGCCAGAUGAUGCCACUCUGUCCUUCGCUUCUGCUCUGCUCCCACAACCAUCCUCUGGCCUUCCUUAGUAGAUGAUCUUUCACUGUUUUGUGGUUAGAGUUCUUUUGGUAAUAAAGCUUCUAAAAAAACCUAU